Messenger RNA from Ananas comosus (pineapple), 431 nucleotides. RefSeq names its product eukaryotic translation initiation factor 2 subunit beta-like. The transcript has 4 exons. The record is from RefSeq and is a predicted model, not a curated record. NCBI's taxonomy places the organism in Eukaryota, Viridiplantae, Streptophyta, Magnoliopsida, Poales, Bromeliaceae. Bases 39 to 431 code for a protein of 130 amino acids.
UUAUGAUCAGGUUAUAAGUGCUUUGAGGAUUUGAGUAGAUGCUCAAUAUGGCGGAGGAGAACACAUCACAGAUGAAAGAGGAGGUGCCAGAGCUUGCACCUUUCGACCCUACGAAGAAAAAGAAGAAGAAGAAGAAGAAGAAGAACGUGGUGAUUCAGGACCCUGCAGAUGAGGUGGAUAAGUUGGCUGAGAAGACUAAGAAUUUAACAGUUACUGAGUCUGGUGAGCCAAGUUUUGCUGGGAUGAAAAAGAAAAAGAAGAAACCAGUGGAAACUGAUUUCCUUAUUAAUGAUGAGAAUGGGGAAACUAGAGAGGAUGUUACUGAUAAGCAGUGUCUGUCAUGCAUGAAAUAUAUAGUUUGUAGUUUGUACUUUGUAAAGGUGGUUUCGAAGAUUUUCAAAAUGUUAUACAAAGAAAAGAUUUUGCUAUAA